This is a messenger RNA of Seminavis robusta, 993 nucleotides long. Lineage: Eukaryota; Bacillariophyta; Bacillariophyceae; Naviculales; Naviculaceae. The record is from the annotation of a GenBank genome assembly.
AUGAAGAUGACCAAACGAAGUCCUAGACGGCCGCCAGGACGUGCCAUUCCGCCUCUUGCGAUCUUGUUGGUGAUCCAUGUUUUGGUGGGAAUACAGGAGUCCCUCGCCUUUCAGACACCUCUGGUUUCCACACCUACUACAUCUACUAUUAGAUCCCCACUGAUUAUUCUACAAGCCAAAAAGGGCAAACAAAAGAAAUCCAAAAAGGGGAAAAACAAUCAGAAUUCUGGGUUUGCCUGGGCCAGUGGUUUUACGUUAAAACCAUUCGAAGGGCAAGCCCUAAGAGAGUUGGCAACUUCAGCCUUGGCAUCGUUCGAAGGUCGGACCCAGGCACCCUUGGCACCGGAAUUAUCCGGCGUCACAGAUCCACCCAAGGCACUUUGGAAUGCCCCCGUGGCUUGUGUCAUUGCAGGGCUUCCGGACAAGGAAUCAGUGCCCACUGAUGCCGCCAAUCUACUGUAUGCCAAUUUGGCUGCCUUGGAAAUGAUGGGUUUGCAGGCGGAGGACUUCGAACGAUUCUGUCCAGCUUUGGCACCGAUGAUUACCAAAGGAGAAAUCGAUCCAGCAAAGGUCAUUACUAUUGAUCUUCCCAAUGAAAUGAAAGGCGACAAAAAGUAUCAAAAGGGGUACGAAAAGAAGAUUGUGCGGAAAAGCGACAAUCACCCAAAUGAUAUUACUAUUCUCAAUGCUCAUCGCUGGGCUUUAGAAAAGAGUGCUCUAGUGGACGGCAAAUUUGUCGCCACAACACUGGGAGUUGCCUAUGCCUGGGAGGAAUGGCUUGUGGGAGAAUCCACCGUAUGUUCCAAGGGUGGAAAACAACGAGUACUCGUCAACGUUUCCGAUUUGGAAGCAGAAUUGGAACAACAAGCCGCUUUUAUUCGUCAGCUCAAAGAAGAGAAAGGACUGGGCAAUAAGGACCCAAAAGUCGUGCAAGCCGUGGAUAAGUUGCUCCAGUUGAAGGAUCAAAUCGCUGCUGCAACCGAGUCAAAAUAG